GCCAGUUGGUUAAACAGCGCCCUCUGGUCGUCCCGUUUUUAUAUUGCAAUUUUAUACCGGAUUUAAAAGUGAAAGCAGCACACUCACGCCGCAAAGGCACCAGAGGAAAAAGAGGAAAAAGACAGCACAGGAAGAAUGGACAUAAUCACAAAUAAGAAGGUGAAGCUUAUUAAAUGGUUACGCAUGGACGAAUACAUUUUGCAGCACGUCCAAUCUAGGAUGUUGAUAACCAUGGAGGAAUACACAAAACUGAAGAAUAUCUCAGACCCCGGAACACAGAUAAUGGAACUCUUGGACCUAAUGCUGGUAAAGGGACAAGGUGUUUGCAUCGACUUUCUAGACUUGCUGAAAGAAGAUGAUGUGAAUGAAGGCACCCCGGAGCUGAAGGAGUGGAUAACAUCAGUAAAUACCUCAGAAAUAAAAGCAGCUCCACAGAGCUCUGUCCAAAGCUCAGGUAGCUCAGUGAUUAUUAAUGCACGUGACGCCAGCGAUAUUUGCACCCCUAUAAUAAGCGGCUCUCAGAUUUCUAGCUUCAGUAUGAACGUGAAUAUCGAUAGGACCCUGAACAAUCUGAGAACUCCUGAUCCACUGACAUCAUUUAAAGUAUCCAUGGAAAAAAGACCAAGUCACAGUAUAAAAGAUAACCAAGAAUUUUUGAAGAGGAACCAAGGAAAGCUCAUUGAUAAAGUAAAAAAUGUUGAUCGAAUCACUGAUGACCUUAACUUGGGUGAUGAAAUGGCAGCAAAUGUUCGAGCUGAGCGAACAGACCAGGCCAAGAUGAGGAAACUUCUGGAGUACACAAACAGCACAAGCGCUGCUAAUCUUCUGGUUGACGCCUUGAAUAAACAUGCAGCUGACGUCAUGGAGGACCUGGCCACAGCCUAACAGCUCAGCAUUUCAAACCUCUUCACUCAUGGUGCAGGGCAUAAAUUACAGACCAAGUACAUCACCUUUUCUAAGAUAAUAUGAUAUGUGUCUUUUUAUUACUGUUUCUGUACACAAUAUAAAUUUGUUUUAUAUCACCUAUGACCAUCAUUCCCCCAUAUUUUACAGUUUUAUAUUUUUAUAAUUUUAUAAUUGAGAUGGUCAAUCAAAAUCUUACGAUGGAAAAAUCAAUAAAUAUGCGAAUAAAUAAGGAA
Messenger RNA from Pangasianodon hypophthalmus (striped catfish), 1139 nucleotides. RefSeq lists its product as uncharacterized. The transcript is spliced from 6 exons. The record is from RefSeq and is a predicted model, not a curated record. Lineage: Eukaryota; Metazoa; Chordata; Actinopteri; Siluriformes; Pangasiidae. Bases 136 to 885 code for a protein of 249 amino acids. Gene Ontology annotation, biological process: regulation of apoptotic process.